AUGCUGCUAAGGAAGGUGAGGAUGGUGCUGCCCGAAGACCUGCAACAAGCCAUCCGCCAAGACGUGAUUGAAGUUGGUGAGGCGGUGGCCCGCCUCUGUCCGUGGAACGACAAGUUCGACUUCAAGAUUGAAGUCAUCGGGGAGAGCAACUGCUCAAGGUGGCAUCGCGACAACUACUGCGCAAGGGCCAUUGUUACGUACAACGCCACCGGGACGCUCUAUACACCAGAUGAAAACGUCAACUUCUGGGAGCUGGAGAACUGCGGUGUCAAUGAGCACAUCCUUAAGGAUCCCACCUGUGUCAAGUCCGUUGGGGUAGGAGACGUCUUUUUCAUCAAGGGCACCAAGUUCCCGUGUGGUUCGAAAGGCUUAGUCCACAAGUCGCCCGAAGUUCUACGCCACUACAAUGGUAUGGUUGUGAACCGGUUGGUGCUCAAAGUCGACGUCCCGUAG
Messenger RNA from Symbiodinium pilosum, 453 nucleotides. Lineage: Eukaryota; Dinophyceae; Suessiales; Symbiodiniaceae. The record is from the annotation of a GenBank genome assembly.